Messenger RNA from Saccharomyces kudriavzevii IFO 1802, 2409 nucleotides. It is a transcript of the gene RPH1, whose product is annotated as Rph1p. NCBI's taxonomy places the organism in Eukaryota, Fungi, Ascomycota, Saccharomycetes, Saccharomycetales, Saccharomycetaceae. Bases 1 to 2409 code for a protein of 802 amino acids. The transcript has a single exon. The record is from RefSeq and is a predicted model, not a curated record. Gene Ontology annotation, molecular function: histone H3K36 demethylase activity; histone H3K9 demethylase activity. Gene Ontology annotation, biological process: chromatin remodeling. Gene Ontology annotation, cellular component: nucleus.
AUGACCAAACUUAUCACCCCUUCCGAGAUUGUGGGCGGAAUACCCGUUUUCAAACCCACAUACGAGGAAUUCGAAGAUUUUUAUGCAUACUGCAAAGCCAUAAACAAAUACGGCAUGAAGAGUGGUGUUGUGAAAGUGAUUCCGCCCAAAGAAUGGAAGAAAAAGUUAGAUUCCCCCCAUUCCGCGGAAACGCUCCAGAAGAUUAAGAUCAAAUCGCCCAUUCAGCAGCAUAUCUCUGGAAAUAAAGGUCUUUUCAUGGUGCAGAACGUGGAGAAAAAAAAGACUUAUAACAUAAUACAAUGGAAGGAUCUGUCCAAGGACUACGUUCCUCCGGAGGACCCUAAAGUGAGACGUAGCUCCAGAAAAGGCUCCGUCUCCAAGUCUUCCAAGUUGAAGCUGAAAAAUUUCGAAUCCUCCUUCAACAUCGAUGAUUUUGAACAAUUUAGAGCGGAAUAUUCGAUAGAUCUAUCUGAUUUUCAAAAUCCGGAAAGAUUGAAGUUCUUAGAAGAGUAUUACUGGAAAACAUUGAAUUUUACUACACCUAUGUACGGUGCGGAUACACCAGGAUCAUUAUUUCCUGAAAAUUUAGAGGUUUGGAACGUCGCAAAGCUACCGAACAUCUUAGAUCAUAUGGAAACGAAAGUUCCCGGGGUCAAUGACUCCUACUUGUACGCUGGCCUAUGGAAGGCUUCUUUUUCUUGGCAUUUGGAAGACCAAGAUCUGUAUUCUAUAAACUAUAUCCAUUUUGGCGCCCCGAAACAGUGGUAUUCAAUACCGCAGGAGGACAGAUUCAAAUUAUACAAUUUCAUGCAGGAGCAAUUCCCCGAAGAAGCGAAAAAUUGCCCUGAGUUUUUAAGGCAUAAGAUGUUUUUGGCCUCGCCCAAACUGUUGCAGGAAAACGGCAUACGAUGCAACGAAAUCGUUCACCAUGAAGGCGAAUUCAUGAUCACUUAUCCAUACGGUUAUCAUGCGGGGUUCAAUUAUGGUUACAACCUGGCUGAAUCGGUCAAUUUUGCACUGGAGGAAUGGCUACCGAUUGGGAAGAAGGCCGGGAAAUGUCAUUGUAUUUCAGACUCAGUGGAAAUAGAUGUCCAAAAAUUGGCUAAAUCCUGGAGAGGCUAUAAAAAUAAAGACUUGAAAGGCAUACCGCCUCUCAACCCAUUAGCAAACCCUGCUAUGCCCUUGCUUCACAGGCCAACGUUGAAGGAAAUGGAAAAUAGCUCUCUUCGAUCUACAAGUCCCGAUGUGGGCCAUUUUUCAAGCUUCAAAACAAAGAGUUCAGGUGUUUCUUCACCUCUCUUGUCACGGAUGAAGGAUUAUUCUAAUAUUGUCGAACCUACGCUGGAAGAUCCGACUUUGAAACUGAAAAGAAUCUCCUCUUUUCAAGAACAGCCUCUAAGUAAGUUAUUGAAAAGGGAAACUUCACAAAUGACACUGCUCACAGACCACGAAGACAGCAUAGUAGCUAUGAGCCUUACAUCAAUGGCAAACAGUGCUGCCUCCUCUCCAAGAUUACCUCUGUCAAGAUUGAAUUCGUCCAACGAACUUUCGAAUACCCAGCCACUACUUGACAUGACGAAUAACAAUCUUGCCUUCCCACGACCUAACGCGUUGUCCGGUUUGAAUCCCUUACUAUAUAUCUCCAACAAGAGCAUCAAUGGAAUAUCUCAUUCUGCUCCUCAUUCUCCAGUGAAUCCAAGUAUAUCACUAAUAAAAAGAGUCAAGUCCCCUAACAUUGUAACAUUAAACAUAUCCAGAGAGUCAUCUAGAAGCCCUAUAGCAUUGAAUUCUGACGUAAGACAACAAUAUCAACAGCAGCCACAGCAUCCGCAACAACAUUCAUUCUCCACCCCCCCCACCGUGUCAAAUCUAUCCAUUUCUGUGCUGGGGCCGUUAAGUGAACCAAGUGCAAUAAAAAUACCGCAUCCCGAAAGGCUAGUCCAUAAAGCAACAAAUAGGAUACUCAAAGGGGAGUCGUCCAUGGAGGGGUCGGGGUCGAACCCUAUUCUUUCGAAGGUUGCGUCCGCAUUCCAAGAAGAUUCGUUCACAAACGAUAACAGCGAUCUGGAUAAAGAACAAGGCUUUUCGCCGCAAACAUCUAAGUUUGCGCCCGAAGAAAUUGUAUUAUCAGGUAAGAAUAAGAUUUACGUUUGUAAAGAGUGCCAAAGAAAGUUUUCUUCUGGUCACCAUCUCACAAGACAUAAAAAAUCCGUCCAUUCUGGAGAGAAACCUCACUCUUGUCCCAAAUGUGGUAAAAGAUUCAAGAGAAGAGACCACGUUUUACAGCACUUGAACAAGAAAAUACCGUGCGUUCCAAACGACACGACAGUAAAUGAUUCGAUCAUGAGCACUGAUGUGCAAACGCAGGACGAGAAGACGGUUAGCCAGCGCAGUGCACCUUUGAACUGA